Penicillium verrucosum is the source of this 330-nucleotide messenger RNA. RefSeq names its product CVNH domain-containing protein. The record is from RefSeq and is a predicted model, not a curated record. The transcript has 2 exons. Lineage: Eukaryota; Fungi; Ascomycota; Eurotiomycetes; Eurotiales; Aspergillaceae. Bases 1 to 330 code for a protein of 109 amino acids.
AUGGGCUUCCAAAGAUCAUCCCAGGACAUCGAUAUCAGGGAUAAGCAUAUCCUUACUGCUUACUGCCAGCGACCCACCGGGGAGCCUAGAUAUUCAGAGCUAGAUCUGGAUGAGUUCUUCGGAGCAAAGAAGGGACAAUUGGCCUGGAGUUCCCACGACUUCUCGAAAUGUUCACGCAAUGUUGAUUUCAAACUAGAAGGUCCCCAUAGCGAACCCAUGCUGCACGCGCAACUAGAUGAUGGUGAAGGAAACAUCCAAGACAGCCAGGUGAAUCUGGGAGAUUGCAUUAAGAACGUGGGUGGUCAGCUGAGUUUCAUGGAAUGUUUCUAG